Messenger RNA from Quercus lobata, 2722 nucleotides. RefSeq names its product TMV resistance protein N-like. The annotation marks the transcript as partial. Lineage: Eukaryota; Viridiplantae; Streptophyta; Magnoliopsida; Fagales; Fagaceae. Gene Ontology annotation, molecular function: ADP binding. Gene Ontology annotation, biological process: defense response; signal transduction. The transcript is spliced from 4 exons. The record is from RefSeq and is a predicted model, not a curated record.
GCCACUGUUAGUCAUCCUUUCUUAUUUCAUAUGUUAGUGAGGACACUUGUUGUAAAUCAUCAUUCUAUCGUCAAUUUCCCAAUCAAACGUGCGUACUCAAAACCUUUCAAAUUUAGUGCCCUCAACUCAUCCGUGAACCUCCACUCGAAUUGUAAGCUUUCAUUCAUCUCUUAUCAUUCUUGUUGAUUUCGUCACAUCUUUGAUCUUUCUUACCUUUUGCCCUUCUUUUUUCAUCUUCUCAAUCUUCAGUUAACAGAUCAUAUCAAUGGUUAUCUUGACUGGGGAAGGAGCUUCUUCUUCUUCUUCUAUCUACCGAUGGAAUUAUAAUGUCUUUUUAAGUUUUCAAGGUGAAGAUACUCGUAAUAAUUUUACAAGCCAUUUAUAUGAGGCUUUGCGUGGAAAGGGUAUUAACACUUUCAUUGAUAAUGACCUUCAGAAGGGAGAAGAAAUUUCAAUGGAACUUCUUAAAGCCAUUGAAUUGUCAAAGAUUUUGAUUGUUGUCUUCUCUAAAAAUUUUGCCUCUUCUACUUGGUGUUUGAACGAACUUGUUAAGAUUUUUGAGUGUAAGAGUAAGAGUAAUGGCCAAAAGGUUUUACCAAUUUUUUACAAAGUAGACCCAUCAGAAAUACGUAAACAAGAUGGGGAGUAUGGGAUUGCACUAGUUGAACAUGAAGAAAAAUUCAAAGAUGACAUAGAAAAGGUUCGGACGUGGAGGAAAACUUUAACUAAAGCAGCUAAUUUGUCUGGAUUUCAUUACAAUGAUAGCUGCACUGAAUUUGAGUUUAUCCGAAGAGUUAUAAAAGAGAUAUCAAGUACUAUAUCAAAUCAUGGACCAUUAUUUGUUGCUAAACAUCCAGUUGGAAUAGAUAUUCGAGCGGAGGCCAUCAUUUUAGAUAUGGAGUCAAAUGAUGUUUGCAUGGUAGGAAUUUGUGGUUUUGGGGGAAUAGGUAAGACUGCAAUCUCGAAAGCUAUUUAUAAUAGAAUUGCUCACCGUUUUGAAGGAAGCUGUUUUUUAGAGAAUGUUAGAGAAGAGUCAAAAACAAUUGGUGGCAUAACCAAACUACAAGAGACACUUCUUUGUAAGAUCUUACAUGAUAAAGAUUUGAAAGUGUACAAUGUUUCUGAAGGUACCAAUUUGAUAAUGCAACGACUUCAUGGUAAAAAAGUUCUUUUAAUUCUUGAUGAUGUGGGUGACUUAAAAGAGGUAGACAAUUUGCUUGGAAAAUGUGACUGGUUUGCUUCCGGAAGUAGAGUAAUUAUAACAACAAGAGACACACAAGUACUAGCCACUUUGGGAAAAGAUCCUCGAAUAUAUGAGGUUAGAAAAUUGAGUCAAUGUGAAGCUCUUGAACUUUUCAAACGGCAUGCCUUCCUAACAAGUAAAUAUGGGGAAGAUUAUUUAGAACUUGCAGAACAGAUUACAAGUUAUGCUGAUGGCCUUCCAUUAGCUUUAGAAAUAAUUGGUUCUGAUUUGUGUGGAAAAAAUAUACAUGGAUGGAAAAAUGCAUUAGAAAAGUAUAAAAAUAUUCCACAUGUAAAAAUUCACGAAAUACUAAAAAUAAGUUAUGAUGGAUUGGAGAAGACUGAAAAGGAUAUUUUUCUUGAUAUUGCAUGUUUUUUUAAGGGUUACAAGAUGGUUGAAGUUGUAAAGAUUUUAGAUUCUUGCGAGUUAUAUCCAGACUAUGGUAUUGAAAAGCUUAUUGAUAAGUGUCUCAUAACCUUGGAUAUUAAUGGCUUUUUGUCAAUGCAUGACCUGCUACAACAAAUGGGUAGAGAAAUUGUUCAACAAGAAUCAGAAGAGGUUGAACAACGUAGUAGGAUAUGGCGUUAUAAGGAUGCUCAUAAAUUACUAACGAGAAAUAUGGGAUCAAAAAAAAUUCGAAGCAUAAUGUUGCUCUCACCUGAACGAACAGAGGUGUCAUUGAAAGCUAAAGUUUUCAAGAGGAUGAAAAAUCUCAAAUUUCUUGUAGGCAAUGUACGUAUUGGUGAAGCACUUGAAUAUCUCCCAGAUGAGUUAAGGUUUCUUGAAUGGCGUGAAUCUCCUCUAUCCUUAUCUUCCAAAUGUUGUCUUCCUCAACAACUUGUUGUACUCAAGAUGUCUAAGUCUAACAUUAUAUUGGAGAAUGUAUUCAAGCAGGGGUUCCAGAAUGAAAAUUUGAAAAAGAUCAGUCUUGAAUCUUGUGAAUCCAUUACAAAAUUACCUGACUUGUGCUGCCCAAACUUAGAGAAAUUGAACCUUGGAUAUUGUAAAAAUUUAAUUGAGGUUCACAAGUCCAUUGGAUUUCUUGAGAAGCUUAAAGAAUGGAAUCUCGAUGGCUGUUCACAACUUCAAAUUCUUCCAAGUACACUCAAGUUGAGAUCUCUUAAAUAUUUUAAUCUAGCUGAUUGCUCAAGGCUUGAGAAGUUCCCCGAUAUUCACCCAAAAAUGAAUCGUCUAGGGAACUUGAAUUUGGCUGGUUGUGGUAUUAGAGAAUUGCCUUCAUCACUGUUGUAUCUGACUGAACUUUACUGGUUAUACCUAAGUAGCAGUUUCAACAAGAGUAAGCUUACGAAUUUUCUAGUUGGGGCCAAUAAAUCACAAAUGCGGGAGGAAGAAGAUAUUCCUUCUGCCAAAUUGAGACUGCCGUGCAAUUCCUUUAAUAACUUUUCGGGACCUACUGGGUUUCUGUGCUUGUCAAGUCUGAAUCUUAGAGGGUGUCCAAUUCAAGAUGGAUUAGAUUCU